AUGCCAUAUGGAUAGAGACUGGAACUCUCAGUUUCAAAUCCUAUGAAAAUGAAUUCUCUCAAAAUGGAGGUAUUUGCAAAUUUUGCUCAAGAAUAAUUUGUAUUUAUAAAAUGGUUACUUGUUAAAUUGGAGCUAAGAGUUGCAAACAUGACAGCAUAUUUGCUAAUAGAGCAACCAAAAGUAAAUAUUGCAUUUCUUUCUCAAGUACAAACAAGUAUUCCAAGUGCUUAAGAUAUAUAAACCUAAAGUUGGUUACCAUAUUUCGCUUUUUUUAAAUCUUCAUAACACAAACUGUGUAAUUUAGUUAGCAAUACUAUUUCUUCUUGA
Molecule: messenger RNA, 327 nt
Organism: Paramecium tetraurelia
Lineage: Eukaryota; Ciliophora; Oligohymenophorea; Peniculida; Parameciidae
Exons: 2
Source: RefSeq, a predicted model, not a curated record